ACAAAUAAGUAUAUUAUAUAAAAUUAUCAAAGCAACAACACUAAAAUGGAGAAAAAAUCAGCAUUUUUUAUCAUCUUCUUCCUUGUCUCGUCGUGCAUGGUAACAGUAACGGUUGGAGAUAUAUGUCAUACGGACCAAGAUUGUAUAGACAUUGGCAUUCCAAGAUGUAAGCGCACAGGGAAGAUGCCAAUCUGCUACAAUGGCUAUUGUAGCUGUUUCGCUAAAAGGCCUCCUCCGGCUCCCACCGCUCUAUCGACAACCACCAACUCUUGAUAUUCAUAUUACUCAUGCAAUAUCAUUUAUGUUAUCUUUUUAUUUUGAUAAUAGUGCAUAAAACUAAUUUAUCACCAUUAUCUUCUCUGUAUGCAUCUUUCAUAUACAAUGUAUCUCUACAAUUAAUAAACUAAUGGAGUGC
Molecule: messenger RNA, 415 nt
Organism: Brassica oleracea var. oleracea
Lineage: Eukaryota; Viridiplantae; Streptophyta; Magnoliopsida; Brassicales; Brassicaceae
Product: defensin-like protein 311
Exons: 2
Coding region: 46-273 (75 amino acids)
Source: RefSeq, a predicted model, not a curated record